Zygotorulaspora mrakii is the source of this 1872-nucleotide messenger RNA. RefSeq lists its product as uncharacterized. The transcript has a single exon. Bases 1 to 1872 code for a protein of 623 amino acids. Gene Ontology annotation, cellular component: membrane. The record is from RefSeq and is a predicted model, not a curated record. NCBI's taxonomy places the organism in Eukaryota, Fungi, Ascomycota, Saccharomycetes, Saccharomycetales, Saccharomycetaceae.
AUGUGGUUCGUGACAUUAUUGGUCCUGUUUUUUGUGGUGAUAUGCUCACUGGCAGUGGUAAAUCGGUACUUCUCCUUCAAGCUGCAUAAAAACACGUUCCCUUUGACCUUGGCAGUGCUGACGGUUAACAUGGUGUUGCUAUUGUGCACAGCAUAUUUACUACCGUUAGACAUUUAUUAUGCUGCCAAGGCCAACGCAAGUGCAGGUGAGUAUGUUCCACCGGCAAAUAAUGGUACGAGCGGUGUGGACUCUCAGUUGUAUUCGGGAAUUUUGAAGAGGAAUAGCAAUGCGGGUAGCGAUCUCCCUGUACCAAUGCAUGGCUUCCGUGUUGCAUGGUUAUUGGUUUAUUGGGUUGAAUUUGUCUUGUGCUGGUUCAUCAUGCCAGUGUUAAUAUCGUAUUGCUCCUUGAAAUAUGCUUGCUCUAGACAGCGGGUCCAAGAACAUGAAGGGAGUGAAAGAUCCCCCAUUUGGGAACGUAUGGUUCAGGCGAUUUAUCAAAACUUCAAAUUCUACUCGUUAUGUGUAUUGGGGUUGAUCAUUGGAAUUGUUUAUCUGGUCUCAAGUACGGGGCAUGGUUUAAACGAAUUUAAGCCCCUGCUUAUAUCAUUGUCACACUUAUACUCAUUGAGUUAUACGCUUAUCCUAUUAUCAACAGGUUUAAUUAUCUUUCCAAAGAGUCUCCUAUCUAUUGGUCGCUCGCCGACUAAUGAGGUCGUGAAUAAGUUGUUUGUGGAGUUGAGUAAAACCAAUGACGACAUUAAUGAUUCACAACUUAACAUGUUAGAGAAUGCAGAAAGGAUAUUGAAUUCGCGAGAAGCCAAUAAUGGUGACAUCGUAUUUAAUCAGAUGCUCAAUGAGUGCAAGUUAGAGGUCCAAGCACUGUUGAAUGAACUGGAGCUAUCUAUCAACCAUCAAGUUUCCAACACCUUGGGAGCCUCUUCAUCAGCAAUUACCACUUUGACAAAAUUGAAUAAUCAUUACAACAAAUUCAUGACACACUAUUACAACUAUCUGUACAGCAAGACCUACUCUAAUUCUAUUAUUCACACAUUGGCCCAAUCCCAAUCUUCGAAAGUCUUCGCUUCAACGUCUUCAAUUUUGAGCAUGUUCAAUAAAGCAACAAUUUUGGGAUUGGGCGUUCUAUCAACUAUGCUUUCAAUGGCAAUUGUGUUUCUAGAGAUCACACCGACUAAAUGGGGUCAUGACUGGAUUUUUAACGGUGCGCAUUGGUAUAGUUUGUUGUUGGAAUUCAUCAUAUUCACAUAUAAUACUAUGGUUUCAUUAUUUGCAAUGAGCAAAUUUAAAUUCAAUAACUUUCAUUUGAUUCCAAAUGGCAGAAGCAAUCCUACGAAUGCCUUGUACUAUUCAUUGUAUUCCAGCAGACUUUUGUUUCCUUUAUGCUUCAACCUAAUGGUUUUGAUACCAUCAAAAUCGGAUUCCAGUCACGAUUUGAUUAAGAGCAGUUUUGAAACGACAUUGUAUCAAAAUCUAGCCGUGAUACCUUUGGUAAAUUUUUUGAACAAGUACUUGCCUUUUUUUUUCAUCACAUUCACAUUGAUCAGUUACAAAUUCGAUCUCAAACAAAAAGUCUUACUGAAAAUACUAGGUGAAGAGUACUAUUACCAAUUCUUUGGAAUGAUGAUGUACGAACCAGUUUCGAAAGAUAACACUGUUGGGAACAAUGAUGCAAAUCCAAAUUCGCUGAUACAUGAUGAAUCGACUUUCAAUAAUCGUUCUCGCAUGGAUGAAGACUAUGAGUAUUCGUUGCAAGAUGGCAGAUACCUAUUCGAAAGAGCAUCAAGUAACUAUGAUUUAACCAGCAAUCAUGAGAAUUCUAGCAUGGAUAGCGCUAGCCAUGCAUCAUAUUUAUAG